Wickerhamiella sorbophila is the source of this 600-nucleotide messenger RNA. RefSeq names its product DSC E3 ubiquitin ligase complex subunit 2. Bases 1 to 600 code for a protein of 199 amino acids. The record is from RefSeq and is a predicted model, not a curated record. Lineage: Eukaryota; Fungi; Ascomycota; Dipodascomycetes; Dipodascales; Trichomonascaceae. The transcript has a single exon.
AUGAUCUCCAGUUCGCCAGCAGGAUUUACCGGCGCACCAUGGACAAAACGGCUGUGCCUACUUUUUGUAAGUGCUUCCAUUCUCAUUUCCCUGCUCAACAUCCAACCACAGUUCUUGCUGCAGUGGAGUCCCCAGUUAGCUGAAUGGCAGCAGUGGCGACGUAUUCUGCUCAAUCCACUAGUCUGGACAAACCAAGGAAGUGCAAUGAUUGGAGGCUUACUGAUUUAUGAGUGUCGUGGUGUUGAGCGGCAAAUAGGAUCUAGAAGAUUUGCUACAUUUGUUCUCGAAACUGGUGUCCUUAGUAUGCUGGCUAUGCCUGUGCUACUUGCCUUAUUGGCAUUGGUGGGUGUCAAUGUACCUGUUCAAGCCGGACCCCAAGCAAUUGUAGCUGCUUUGGUUUCUUUGUAUCACUCCUUGGUGCCCAAUAUUUACUUUGUCAAACUCGCCGGCGUGGGCACCUGGUCCGACAAGUCCGUGAUGUACUUCCUCCUGCUCGCUAAUUGCACUUCGUGGGGGUAUUUUUUCAAAACUACCACCGGCUGGGUUCUAGCUAAAUUGAUAUAUACAGAUGCCAUCCCUGGGCGGCUGUGGGCUAUUUAA